AUGGAGCGUGGCCUACAGACCUCCAUGUGGGCGGCGGGAAUGCCCUCAUCACGCCGGACAUACGACCUAGCCCGGCACGACACAAGGUCCAGGUCGUUGCCGCCGCCCAUGUCCGGCUUCGCGGCGCCCUCAGCAACGUCGACAUCAACGCCCGGCUCACACACCACCACCACCAGCACCACCACAGCCGCCAUCACCCCCUUCCUCCCGGCGACACAAGCACCCGCAGCAGCAAACGCGGGCUGUCCCUCCCGUGUCAAAUCCUUCCGCCGCUUCGAGCAGGCCUGCCGGCGGGUGCGCUGGAAAUGCAUCGACCUCGGGAACUCGUAUAGCCGUGCCCUGGACCCCGCCGACUGCCACUUUACUGCGGCUGACGCCGAGAUGAACUUCAAGGUUGAUUUCCACGAGUUCUACGCGUGGAUCGAGCAGGCUAUUGUGCUAUUGCUCCGGGUCUUUGGGGUGUCUGUGAAAGGGGGCAGCUCGUGGUGGGAUGGGACACGGCCCGCCGGUAACUCAUCGCAUGCGUACCAUCAUAAUGUGCUGAAGGCGCUCGAGGAGGAGGAAAAUCCGCUGUACGGCGUACUGGGAAGCGGAGACGUCCACAAGGCGCUUUGGGAGGCGAAGAAGCUGCGCAAUAGGUGGAAGGAUGCGUCCGAGGACAAGGAGACGCCGCCUUUGAAGAUGUAUAAUUUGCACUGGAUUGUUGCCGAGAUACUCGAGGGGCUGGAAAAGGCAUAUCUUUUGGCUAAGGAAGAGGUUGGGGAUGAUUUGCAGAACGGCAAUGGCGACGGGAUGGCUGUCGAGAAUGGCUGGGACUGGGAGUGGAUGGUUGAGAGCAUGGAUUGGGAGGCGUGA
This is a messenger RNA of Metarhizium robertsii ARSEF 23, 855 nucleotides long. Its product is annotated as fungal specific transcription factor. The record is from RefSeq and is a predicted model, not a curated record. Lineage: Eukaryota; Fungi; Ascomycota; Sordariomycetes; Hypocreales; Clavicipitaceae. The coding region runs from base 1 to 855 and encodes 284 amino acids. The transcript has a single exon.